AAAAAAUAAUAAAAUUUAAAAUGUCUUUGAUUUGUAGAAACUGUGUAGUUUUCCUUUUUCAAGUUUGGCGUUUAUGAAAAUUUUUCAUUACGUGAAUGGAGAAUAUAGCAAAUAUUGCAUCAAAAUGAGCGAUACAAGUAUACAAAUAAAAAUUUAUAAAACAGAUAAAUGUAUUUAUGAAAAUAAUAAUAAUGUAGUGCUAAAUGCAAAUAAUUUGAAUAGCUUAAUUUCUUGUUUAAAAAAUACGCAAAUUGAAAUCAAUGAUUUUUUAACUAGUCUUAUUAAAAAUCAAGAUAGUUCUAAUAAUACAGAAAAUCAGCUAGUAUCGGAAAGCGAUUCGGAUUUUGAAAACGAGAUUCAAGUUAACCCUAAGAAAUCUAAACUAACGAAUUAAAAAUUUAAUACAAAUAUUUCAUAAUUAUAAAAUUUAUAUAGUAUUUAAAUAUACAUUUUAACAUUAAAAUUCUAUAUUUUAUUAUCAUUAUGUAUUUGUGUAUUUAUAAAUAAGAAUUUGUAAUGGUUAAAAACAAUAAAUCAAAAAUAAGUGAAGAAAAUAUCGUUAAUAAUAAAAAAUAGAACAUGUCUACCAUGCUCUCAAAUGAAGCUCAACUGCGCUAUGUAAUAGAAUGGUUUCAAGAAUGGUCUGAAAUGCAAAGAAGUGAUUUUUUGGAUAUACUUCUGGAACAAUGUGGGCCUUCAGGUCUUGUUAAUGGAUUAGUAUCUAAAAUGGAAAAUUUAGGACAUACAAAUGAAUCUGAUAGACCACCAAGUCUAUUUCAAUGUCGUGUAAAAUUGUUUCGAGAAUGGAGUCAUAAUUGGUCUCAACAAGAAAAAGAUUAUUUACUUUUAUCAAUAAAAAAUACUGAUGCUGUAUUUGCAGAAAAAUAUGAUGAAAAAUUAUCAACAUUGGUAUCUGAAGAAGAAAAAUCAUAAACAAAUAUUCAAAAAUAUAUAAUAUUCUUUAUUGUGGAAUUAAUUUUUAAAAACUUCUAUUAUUCUUAGGAAUAAGAAAAUGUUUAAUAAAAAAAAUGUGUAAUUAAUAAGUAGGUUUGAUAUUUAUAUUUUGUAAAUUUUAACAAAAUGUAAUAUGUUAUACAAGAUAAUUGAAAUAUUUUAAAUUAUUCAUAAUAUAUAUUAUUUUGAUAGAAUAGAAUUUAUGAAAUUCAUAUAUACAUUCCAUUAUUAUUUCAAGAUAUCUGCUUUUUAUAUAGAUUUUUUUUCUAUUUAUUCAUAAACAAAACAUUUUUUAUUAUCAUAUUAUAUAAGCACAAUAAUUACAGAUUAUUAAAAAAGAUUUUAUUUUGAAUGUAUAUAAUAUUGUAUGCUUAUAAAAAUAGAUAUCAAACAAAUAUUAUUUAUUAUCAUAUAUGUAUUUAAUUAAAAUAAAUUUUUUUAACUUCA
Messenger RNA from Apis cerana (Asiatic honeybee), 1401 nucleotides. RefSeq lists its product as uncharacterized. The record is from RefSeq and is a predicted model, not a curated record. NCBI's taxonomy places the organism in Eukaryota, Metazoa, Arthropoda, Insecta, Hymenoptera, Apidae.